UUCUUGUCAAAGUUUAUCAUAGCUAUGGGACUAUGGACAGUGCUGGACCCCUUGGCAGUGUUUGUAGUGGAUUCAUUCCUGGGGCGAUUUGGGAACAGCGUAGAGAAACCCAUUGCUGAUGCUGCAAAACUCUCCUGGGUGUUUCUAAGAGCUGGGGAGUCAGGAGUUCCUGGUGCCUUAAUCACAGUGAUGCUUUAUAUCAUCCUGUUCAUGAUCUCAUCCACAUUGUUGUACCUGUAUUUUUUAAGGCUACAUAGUGAAGGUUGGCUGUUGGAUGUAUUUCGACGCAUCCAUGCUGAGGAAGGCACAUUCUUUGUUCCACUGGACUUGGAGAUUUCCAUCCAGGAGCUGAGCUACAUUAUAAAGAGGGCUGAGCAGUGGAGAGGAAUCAAUGGUGAAAGACGGAUGGUGGCAGUGUCUGAUUACAUCUGGAAGGACCUCGCCAGCCAGCCUGGUGGCUCCAGCUGUGACCUCCAGCGCCAGCAUGAAAUGCCCCACGCCGCAGCCAGCUGGGAAGGCAGCACCACUGUCCACGUCUGUGUCUACACGGUUCACCUCAGCGGCUUCCAGGAGCUCCACAGGCGCUUCCUCAGGCUGCCUGAUGGGGCUAUCAUCGAGGCAUUUGGUGAUGUUGGUGAGGAAAGCCUUUUGUGUAAAGUGAGCACAGACCAGGAGCGUAAAAGGGAAAAGGACAGUGUGCUGGGUGCAUCUACAUGUAUCAAGCUGAGGGAGAGGAAAAAGAGUACAGCAAGGUGGAAAGGAAAUCGCAUUGUCCCUGACAAGAGCUACUUUCUGCAGUAACACAUGGCCUGUGGAGUUGUUUACAUCGUGAUCCACAUCCAUGGUAUGGCUACUGUCUGAUGGGAUUUAUGUUUCUGAUGGCUGCAUUUCUGCCCAUGCAGUGCUGUCCUGCGAAUGCUCCCUUCACAGCUCUUCUGUGGCUUCAACAAGCUGUGCA
Molecule: messenger RNA, 958 nt
Organism: Zonotrichia leucophrys gambelii
Lineage: Eukaryota; Metazoa; Chordata; Aves; Passeriformes; Passerellidae
Exons: 6
Coding region: 25-801 (258 amino acids)
Source: RefSeq, a predicted model, not a curated record